Molecule: messenger RNA, 730 nt
Organism: Nycticebus coucang (slow loris)
Lineage: Eukaryota; Metazoa; Chordata; Mammalia; Primates; Lorisidae
Product: dynactin subunit 6-like
Exons: 3
Coding region: 128-730 (200 amino acids)
Biological process (GO): mitotic spindle organization
Cellular component (GO): dynactin complex
Molecular function (GO): dynein complex binding
Source: RefSeq, a predicted model, not a curated record
AGUCCCGGGCGGCCUGCGGCUGCGUCCUCUGCUAGGCGCUGCGAGACACCCCAGUGUGAAGAUUGCUCCUGGAACAGUUGUAUGUGUAGAAAGUGAAAUCAGAGGAGAUGUAACUAUCGGACCCAGGAUGGUGAUCCACCCUAAAGCACGAAUUAUUGCAGAAGCUGGGCCAAUAGUGAUUGGUGAAGGUAACCUAAUAGAAGAACAGGCCCUUAUCAUAAAUGCUCACCUGGAUAAUAUCACUCCUGACACUGAAGACCUGGAACCCAAACCUAUGAUCAUUGGUACCAAUAACGUGUUUGAAGUUGGCUGUUAUUCCCAAGCCAUGAAAAUAGGAGAUAAUAAUGUCAUUGAAUCAAAAGCAUAUGUAGGCAGAAAUGUAAUAUUGACAAGUGGUUGCAUCAUUGGGGCUUGUUGUAACUUAAAUACCUUUGAAAUCAUCCCUGAGAACACGGUGAUCUACGGUGCAGACUGCCUUCGUCGGGUGCAGACUGAACGACCACAGCCUCAGACACUACAGCUGGAUUUCUUGAUGCGAAACUUGGUUUCUAUCGGAUCAAUUAGUGAUGAGUCUGUCUGCAUCGUCCUUACCACUGGGAAUAGGAGCACUGGCAAAUCUGGAGCAAACAUCCAUCCAUCUCCACAGGAGGUCGUCGAUGAGGAGACAGAUGCACCUCCCGCCUGUUCUGCUUCAUACAUUGUGCACUUCAAUCGACUAUGCUUCAUUUAA